AGCAAUAGCGAUGGGGUGUAUUAGCAUUAUUCACUCGAGGAACUUUGCAAACGAAUCUCACAAUUUUCCAAACGACGGGUUGCUUCAAUUUUAACAAUUAAAUCAAAAUGAAAUUCUUUUUGGCUGUCUUCGUGAUCUGUGCUGUGGCCUACUCUCAGGCCCAAGCACCCAUGGGUUUCUAUCCGGGUUUCCCCGGCCAGCAAGCAUUUGCUGGCGUCUCACCCGGCCAAUUCUACCAGACCAUGAUUCUACAAAAAGAGGCUGGCAAACUAUUGAUUAGACCCGAUUUGCCCCAGGAUUUGAGACAACGUGUUUUGGACAUUAUGACCAGUGCUGAGCAGGGUUUGAAUAAAUGUAAUGCCCCUGAGGCUACCACCGGUACCGGCACUGGCGCUGCCACACCCACCCUCCCAUGGAUGCAAAUACAAUGCUCUGCCCUGCAAAUGAAAUUGUAUAAAAAUCAAUUGAAAGUCAUCAAAAAUGAAGCCAAUGCCAGAGCUGCUGCUGCUACCGCCGCCAUGCCAAGUGCUUAAAGCGGAAGUAAGAUAAACUGAAGUGGAGCAUCUUGCUAACAUAUUUUCACCACACCCAAUACGAGCCACGUAUAUUGCAAAUUAUUUGAACACACCAAUAUUUAUAUCUAUAUGUAUCUGUAUGUAUCUAGAAUUUAUUAUUGCAGAAUAAAACAGUCAAAAAUGUUUACCAUUUA
Messenger RNA from Musca domestica (house fly), 709 nucleotides. RefSeq lists its product as uncharacterized. The coding region runs from base 108 to 533 and encodes 141 amino acids. Lineage: Eukaryota; Metazoa; Arthropoda; Insecta; Diptera; Muscidae. The record is from RefSeq and is a predicted model, not a curated record. The transcript has 2 exons.